Messenger RNA from Puccinia triticina, 2202 nucleotides. RefSeq lists its product as uncharacterized. The record is from RefSeq and is a predicted model, not a curated record. Gene Ontology annotation, molecular function: threonine-tRNA ligase activity; ATP binding. The coding region runs from base 1 to 2202 and encodes 733 amino acids. Gene Ontology annotation, cellular component: cytoplasm. The transcript has 14 exons. Gene Ontology annotation, biological process: threonyl-tRNA aminoacylation. Lineage: Eukaryota; Fungi; Basidiomycota; Pucciniomycetes; Pucciniales; Pucciniaceae.
AUGUCCGCUGAAGCCAAUCCACCAACCUCGGCUCCUCAUGCCAAACAAAGUAACCCGAAGGCAAAAAAAUCGAAGGCUGACAACCUUGAAGAUAACAUGAAUGCCCUGGAGAUAAGCCCACGUCCAGCAUACUUCGAUCAUCGCUUGGAAAUUUGGGACCGGCUGAAGGCGAAACAAGACGAUGAAUUGAAAUCCAAGCCCCGAGAGAAGAUCAUGGUCCAACUCCCUCAAGGAGAUCCUAAGGAGGCAGUUAGUUGGGAAACUAGCCCACUUGAAAUUGCACGCUCUCUGGGUAAAAGUUUGGCCGACCGGAUCGUCAUUGCUGAGGUCACGCUACCCGGAGCAGCAAAACCAAUCCUAUGGGAUUUAGAGAGGCCACUCGAGUCCAGCUGUUCAUUGCGUCUCCUAGAUUUCGAGAGCGACGAGGGCAAACGGGUGUUUUGGCACUCAUCUGCCCACGUCUUGGGAGAAGCCGCAGAAAAGCACUACGGCUGUCAUUUAUGUAUAGGCCCCCCAACCGACGAGGGCUUCUUCUAUGAAAUGGGAAUGGGAAUGAGUGGUGACAGAGCCAUUCAGUCAACAGACUACUCAUCGUUGCAAAAACUAGCUGAAAUGGCGAUCAAGGAGAAACAACCAUUUGAGCGUUUGGUGGUCUCUAAACCAGAUCUACUGGAAAUGUUUGCGUACAACAAAUACAAAACAUAUCUGAUCAACUCGAAAAUCCCCGAUGGGACCUCCACCACCGUAUAUCGCUGCGGGCCAAUGAUUGAUUUGUGUGUCGGCCCACACAUCCCCAAUACUGGUCAAAUUAAGGCGUUUUCAGUUCUCAAGAACUCAGCAUCUUAUUUCCUGGGAGAUUCCGCCAAUGACUCACUUCAAAGGAUUUACGGCAUUUCUUUUCCCGAUAAGAAAGCGAUGGCUGAGUAUAAAAAGUUUUUGGAAGAAGCUGCCAAGCGAGAUCAUCGGAAAAUUGGAAAAGAUCAAGACUUGUUUUUCUUUCAUGAAUUGAGUCCGGGUAGUUGUUUCUGGCUCCCUCAUGGAACCCGGAUUUACAAUACCUUAGUGGAAUUCUUCAAAUCUGAAUACCGUAAGAGAGGAUACGACGAGGUCAUCUCCCCCAAUAUGUACAAUUCCAAGCUAUGGCAAACUUCCGGCCACUGGGAGAACUAUGCGGAUAGUAUGUUCAAACUCGACAUUGAAAAGGAGACAUUUGGCCUCAAGCCCAUGAACUGCCCAGGCCAUUGUUUAAUUUUUGGCUCCCGGGAUCGGUCUUACCGAGAAUUACCAAUCAGAAUGGCUGAUUUUGGGGUCUUGCAUCGUAACGAAGCGAGUGGGGCUCUCAGUGGCUUGACAAGGGUCCGGCGUUUCUGUCAAGAUGAUGCUCAUCAUUUUUGUACCACCGACCAGAUCGAUUCCGAGAUGGCUGGAAUUUUCGAUCUGUUGAAGACAGUUUACGGGAUGUUGGGAUUCACAUAUAAACUGAAGCUAUCCACGCGGCCUGAAAAUUACAUUGGAGAUCUUGAGGUGUGGAAUCAAGCUGAAAAGCGGCUGGCGCAGGCACUCGAUGAAUUUGUUGGACCUGGAGAAUGGGAUGUUGACCCAGGAGACGGAGCGUUUUAUGGGCCCAAGAUCGAUAUUACAAUCUCUGAUGCUCUGAAGCGUAGACAUCAAUGUGCGACGAUCCAGUUGGACUUUCAAUUACCUGAGCGCUUCAAACUCCAGUAUCGCACCGAUCAAGGGGGACAAGGUGCUGAAGCUGGCGCAGAAGAACGCAAGCGCCCCGUGAUGAUUCAUCGUGCGAUCAUGGGUAGUGUUGAACGAUUCACAGCGAUCUUGACAGAACACUUUGCCGGAAAAUGGCCUUUCUGGCUGUCACCUCGUCAAGUAAUGGUCAUCCCCGUUGCCGCGCCUCACAAGGCUUACGCGCAAGAGGUCGCUCAAAAGCUUUGGGAUGCUGGCUUGUAUGCCGAUGCCGAUAUGUCUGACGCGACAUUGCCCAAGAAAAUUCGCAACGGGGAAGUUUCCUCUUACAAUUUUAUCCUAGUUGUGGGAAGUGAGGAGUUAGAAAGCCGAUCGGUGAAUGUUAGAAGUGCAGAUGAUGUGGGCCAGAAAGGGAAAGCAGAGGCGUUACCAUUUGAGGCCGCAUUAGAGAAACUACUUUCACUGAAGAACGAAAAAAGAAUCGAAAACAGAUUGAUAUGA